AUGCGUUUCAAAGAAUUUAGAGAUUUAAUUAUAAAAAAUUUUUUGCAAAUUUCACCUACUGUAACUGCAACUGAUUUAUUCCAUCUAAAAAAUCAAAAACAUCGCAAACAACCAAAUGAAGCACCAGACGAUAAACAUUAUCAAGAACCUAUCCCAGUACCUGAAAACUUCAAAAGAAGCAAGUAUUUUAAAAAUUGCAAGCAAUGUACUAAAAAUAAAACAAGAAAACAAACACAAUUGCAGUGCAAAGAAUGUACAGUACCACUCUGCGCAGGUAAAUGUUUCGAAAGUUGGCAUAAGGAGUAA
Macrosiphum euphorbiae (potato aphid) is the source of this 306-nucleotide messenger RNA. The record is from the annotation of a GenBank genome assembly. Lineage: Eukaryota; Metazoa; Arthropoda; Insecta; Hemiptera; Aphididae.